Molecule: messenger RNA, 690 nt
Organism: Nothoprocta perdicaria
Lineage: Eukaryota; Metazoa; Chordata; Aves; Tinamiformes; Tinamidae
Gene: NKX2-8
Product: NK2 homeobox 8
Exons: 2
Coding region: 1-690 (229 amino acids)
Biological process (GO): regulation of transcription by RNA polymerase II; cell differentiation
Cellular component (GO): nucleus
Molecular function (GO): DNA-binding transcription factor activity, RNA polymerase II-specific; RNA polymerase II cis-regulatory region sequence-specific DNA binding
Source: RefSeq, a predicted model, not a curated record
AUGGCCACAUCUGGCAGGAUCAGUUUUACAGUGAGGAGCAUUUUGGAUUUACCAGAGCAAGAUGCUAAUAACAUAAAGCAACCUUCUCAUCACCACCACUCAGCGGAAAACUACAGCAGCUCGCCAUAUCGAGGGUGGAUAGAAACAGACAGAAGUCACUAUCCCUCUUCCGACGAGAGCGGCCCGGAGCUGAGCCCGCCCGAUCCCACGCAGAGGCCGCUGCCGGCCCGCGCCUCGGAGGCCGAGAAGAAGAAGAAGCGGCGAGUGCUCUUCUCCAAGGCGCAGACGCUGGAGCUGGAGCGGCGGUUCCGGCAGCAGCGGUACCUGUCGGCGCCCGAGCGGGAGCAGCUCGCGCGGCUGCUCAGCCUCACGCCCACGCAGGUGAAGAUCUGGUUCCAGAACCACCGCUACAAGAUGAAGCGGGCGCGCAGCGAGGGUGCGGGCAGCCCCCCGCGCCCGCCUGCGCUGCUGCGGCGCCUCGUGGUGCCCGUGCCCGUGCUGGUGCGCGACGGCGAGCACCCCCCGGCGCCCGCGCGCCCCAAGCUCGCCUGCGCCCUGGCGGGCUGCAGCGCGCAGGCUGCGCUCUCCGUGCAGGGCUACCAGGGCUGCGCGCCCGGCUCCGCCGCGCUCGGCGUCUUCCCCGCGUACCAGCACUUAGCACAUCCCGCCAUAGUCUCGUGGAGCUGGUGA